Rhinolophus ferrumequinum (greater horseshoe bat) is the source of this 699-nucleotide messenger RNA. RefSeq names its product submaxillary mucin-like protein. The record is from RefSeq and is a predicted model, not a curated record. The transcript has 8 exons. Lineage: Eukaryota; Metazoa; Chordata; Mammalia; Chiroptera; Rhinolophidae. Bases 1 to 699 code for a protein of 232 amino acids.
AUGGCAUCUAUGGAAAAGGGGGCUCCGGUGGCCACAGUGAUCAAUAGGCGCGACAGGAAGGAACGUUUUGGAAAAUCAGUGAAAGUUGAUUUCCUCAUAACUAGAGACCCUAAGGAAAGGUGUCUGGGUCGUUCGGGGACGUAUCCAGUAGAUUUUGAAGAGGGAGCUGAAGCUCUGUCGACGCCUUUGUCUCUCUCAUUAUUAGGUGCUCCGCCUAUGUCCUCCAGGACCACCAUUCUCUCUGGUAGUUCACGCACAGAGGCCACAACUUCAACAGAAGGCGGUGGCACUCCUGGCACUGGACCCAGACCAGGCACCACUGGACCACAAGGAGGCAUCUCAGCUGGGAGCGGGACAGGCACCACCGGCGUAGCCCCUGGCACUACCGUUGCCCCUGGCAGUUCCAACACAGGGGCCACCUCUUUCCCAGGAGAGAGUGAAACAACCGGAUUUGGAAUAGGCGCAGGUACUACGACCACAGGCCCCGGAGAAGCUCUGGAACCUGGCAGUCACAACACAGAGGCCACGACGUCCACGGGUGGCAGUGGGACCACCGAAGCUGAACUUCCAGGAGGCACCUCUGUCAGCCCCGGGAGCCCAGUGCCUGGAAGCAGAACAGGUAAGGGUGACAAAAGACUCCCCUCCACUCUCCAUGGCAUCUAUGGAAAAGGGGGCUCCGGUGGCCACAGUGAUCAAUAG